Phaethon lepturus (White-tailed tropicbird) is the source of this 1383-nucleotide messenger RNA. It is a transcript of the gene SLC35A1, whose product is annotated as solute carrier family 35 (CMP-sialic acid transporter), member A1. Gene Ontology annotation, biological process: pyrimidine nucleotide-sugar transmembrane transport. Gene Ontology annotation, molecular function: pyrimidine nucleotide-sugar transmembrane transporter activity. The record is from RefSeq and is a predicted model, not a curated record. Bases 38 to 997 code for a protein of 319 amino acids. Gene Ontology annotation, cellular component: Golgi membrane. The transcript is spliced from 7 exons. NCBI's taxonomy places the organism in Eukaryota, Metazoa, Chordata, Aves, Phaethontiformes, Phaethontidae.
UGUCAGCUUACUGUUCAAGUUGUACUGCCUCACAGUGAUGACCCUGGUUGCUGCAACAUAUACGGUCGCGUUGCGGUACACAAGGACAGUAGAGACAGAACUGUACUUCUCAACAACAGCUGUGUGCAUCACUGAAGUUAUCAAAUUGUUCUUGAGUGUGGGCAUCUUGGCUAAAGAAACUGGAAGUCUGGCAAGGUUAAUAACAUCUUUAAAAGAAAAUGUAUUUGGAAGUCCUACAGAAUUGCUAAAAUUAAGUGUUCCAUCUUUGGUGUAUGCUCUCCAAAACAAUAUGGCAUUUGUGGCUCUUAGCAACUUGGAUGCGGCAGUCUACCAGGUGACAUACCAGUUGAAGAUCCCUUGUACAGCUCUAUGUACAGUCCUAAUGCUAAACCGUACCCUUAGUAAGUUGCAGUGGUUCUCUGUCUUCACGCUGUGCGGUGGUGUUACCCUUGUUCAGUGGAAGCCUGCUCAGGCUACGAAAGUACAGGUGGAGCAGAAUCCAUGGCUAGGGUUUGGAGCGAUUGCUGUUGCUGUAUUGUGUUCAGGAUUUGCAGGAGUUUAUUUUGAGAAGGUCUUAAAGAGUUCAGAUACUUCCUUGUGGGUGAGGAAUAUUCAGAUGUACUUAUCUGGGAUUGUGGUGACUUUAUUUGGUGUGUACAUGUCAGAUGGAGCCCAAGUUCUUGAGAAAGGGUUUUUCUAUGGCUAUACAUACUACGUCUGGUUUGUCAUCUUUCUCGCCAGCGUAGGUGGCCUCUACACUUCAGUGGUUGUGAAGUACACAGACAACAUCAUGAAAGGCUUUUCUGCAGCAGCAGCCAUUGUUCUUUCGACUGCGGCAUCAGUCAUCCUCUUCGGCCUCCAGCUAACUGUUACCUUCUCCCUGGGUGCCCUCCUGGUGUGUGUUUCUAUUUACCUCUAUGGAUUACCUCGACAAGACACCACAAAAAUCCAGCCGUCAGAGACUAAGAGCUCAAAAGAGAGACUUGCUACGGUGUGACAUUGUCCAUAAAAAUGGACAGACAAGAGGAAAAAUGGACUUUAAAAAAACGCUGCAUUUUUUUAAAAUUAGCCUUAAGCUAGUCAUGAAACUGUUCAAGUAGGAUAGACUAAAAGCAGAAGUUAGUUCUGUUUUACAUGUGAAGUUUCCAGUGGCUGAUGCUGAGGCUGCAUGACGGCCGAGGAGCUGGACGGGUGUUUUAUUGAAGGCAUUCUUCAGCCACAUCGGACAAUGAUGAGUCCCAUUUACAGGGAAAGCAGAAUGAAGGAACUGAACACUCAAUUGUAUAUAAUGUAUAUAAUGGAGGGAAAUCGGUUCUUUGUGUAUUUGAUAAACUGUCUUGCCCUUUGAGGGCAGAAAUGCCCAAACACUUCAUAAAAAUAAAU